Molecule: messenger RNA, 2241 nt
Organism: Polychytrium aggregatum
Lineage: Eukaryota; Fungi; Chytridiomycota; Chytridiomycetes; Polychytriales
Exons: 3
Coding region: 56-2077 (673 amino acids)
Cellular component (GO): membrane
Molecular function (GO): FAD binding; D-arabinono-1,4-lactone oxidase activity
Source: RefSeq, a predicted model, not a curated record
GAAGCCCGAGCCGCCCCCGCGUCGCCUCUGGGUCGUCCUCUGUCGCUUCAUCUCCAUGCUCAUCCGAUCUCUGGGCCCUGCGCCGGGCCGGCUCCCUCUGGCGGCAUGGGUUACAAUGCGUUCCUCAUGCGGACGACCACCGCUCGCCAUGCUGCACAAUCGCAUCAGCGGCACACAGCGAUAUUUUGCAACCCCACCUCUGUCCUCGCCCAAUUCCACGAGCGCCGGCUCGCCGUCUGCUCCAGCGACAACGGCAAGAACUCGAACUUCUCGCCGAGCUCGGUCCGAGGAGGACCUGGAUCCCAACAUCAUCCAAUUCGAUCAAAAAAGCCGUGGCCCGCUCUAUUUUGGCAUCGGCGCCUCGGCUUUCAUUCUGCUGGGUUCGACCCUGCUGUUUCAUUGGGCCACAUCGAUCUAUCCCAAGCGCUCGAUUCCCGACGCCGCUGUUUUCCACCGAGCAGACGAAUCGACAACCGUGACCAACUGGUCGGCGACGCAUGCGGUCACGCUUCCUUCGUCGUCGGUACACUAUCCCAGCAACCUCGAUGAACUCGAAAAGAUCGUGGCCGACUCACACUUUGAACACCGAUUCAUCCGCCCAGUUGGAUCAGCGCUGUCGCCCAAUGGUAUUGGGCUUGGGCCGUAUGGAAUGAUCAACUUGGCGUUGAUGGACAAGAUUCUCGACAUCGACCGGGAGCAGGGGACAGUGAGGGUCCAGGCCGGCGCUCGAAUCGAACAGGUUGUCGAAGCUCUUCGCCCAUACGGCUUGACACUACCCAACUAUGCUUCCAUCCGGGAGCAGCAGGUCGCUGGAUUCACCCAGGUUGGCGCUCAUGGGACAGGCGCCACAAUUCCGCCAGUGGAUGAUUUUGUCGUUGGGAUGAAGAUUGUCACUCCGGGCAAGGGCACCCUUGAUCUGAAGAUGAGCACAGGUGACCUACGGGAUGACGGCAGCGCCAAUUCAAUCAAAGACACGGCAUCAGCUGCGGCAGUGCCAGAUCGUUGGUGGGGCGGCAGCAGCUAUGGCUUUACAGAUCCUGAGCUCCUCCGACUUGCCAGACUCUCGCUUGGCACACUGGGGGUUGUGGCCGAGCUCACACUCAAGGUUGUUCCAGCCCACAAACUUGUAGAGGAGACACGGGUGUAUUCAAUCGACCAAGUCAAGCGCAACCAUUCGUCGUGGCUCUACAGCAACCAGCAUCUGCGCUACAUGUGGAUUCCGCACACCGAUAAGGUCGUCGUGGUCAAAUCGAAUCCACUCAACCCUCUGGAUCACCAUCAAGCCGAUCUUGGCCACGAGUCUUCGCCGCUGGAGGAGCGCCUGGCCGGUAUUCGCCGGUUGUAUCGACAGCUCUCGAGCGAGCUCCCCGGCAAGCUGCCGCGACUGACCGAGGACAUGGGCUACACGGCCCUGCGGGACGCCAUGUACAUGGCCGAUCCACUGAAUGUCGAACUUGUCCGGCGCGUGAACGAAGCAGCCGCCGAGUACUGGACCCGCAGCGAGGGCACACGAACAGACUGGAGCGACCAAAUCCUGGGCUUUGACUGUGGCGGCCAGCAAUGGGUCUCCGAGGUGGCCUUCCCGGUGACACACUCGAGCUUGUCUGCGUGGUCGUCGCAAUACUAUGCCGAUCUCGGAUAUAUGGAUCGGCUCUUACAGAUCAUCCGUGACGAGAAGCUACCGGCCCACGAGCCCAUCGAGCAGCGAUGGACCAAGUCGUCCGGGUCGCCCUUGUCCCCGGCUGCGCGGGAUCUGGGGUCGGUCUACGCAUGGGUCGGCAUCAUCAUGUACCUCCCCGAUGCCAGGGACGACCGGGAGACCGAAUCGCUUCGACACACGAUCCAAGGAGCCUUCAUGGAGUACCAGACACGAUGCUCGCAAGCACUCUGGGAUCGGUAUGGAGCCCAGGAGCACUGGGCCAAGAUCGAAGCCGAUAUGUCCAUAUGGACAGGCAGCCACGAGCGAAUCCAGAGGCGCUUUGGCGCUGUCUUGGGCAAACUCAAGAAGGUCAAGCAGGAACUGGAUCCGCGAGGGAUCCUGGGCGAGCCCAAGGUCAAUGAACUAUUGGGGCUUUAGCAGGUGCAUACGUCGCUGCCAACGAAGAUGCUGUGCACGGCCGAGUGGUGCUGUGCUUGGUGGGAUGAUGCUGUGUCGGGCCCGGUGGCCUGGAUGGUGUUACCCUGUCGAUGCAUGGAGUUGGUCGUGCAGACGGCACCUGAAUAUACAAUUCCUCCCCCCCA